Molecule: messenger RNA, 1535 nt
Organism: Meriones unguiculatus (Mongolian gerbil)
Lineage: Eukaryota; Metazoa; Chordata; Mammalia; Rodentia; Muridae
Gene: Sirt5
Product: sirtuin 5
Exons: 9
Coding region: 235-1167 (310 amino acids)
Molecular function (GO): protein-succinyllysine desuccinylase activity; protein-malonyllysine demalonylase activity; NAD+ binding
Source: RefSeq, a predicted model, not a curated record
CCGGGUCGGGCUGCGGGUCUCGGCUUCGUUCCGGCUUCCCCGCACCUCAAGCCGCGCAUGCGCGGCCAGGUGCCGGCGAGGACGCCCGAGACACGAUGGGUGGCGGGAUGAGCGACGGGUGGGGAAGAAGCCCCGGGGAGCGGCUGGGCCCAGGGAAGGCGGUGACCCGGAGGAAGGACACUUUGGCUGAGCUUUUCUAAAUCCAGCCUGGAGUAAUACUUCAAAGAAAACCUGAUGCGACCGCUCCAGACUGUUCCAAGCCGAUUCAUUUCCCAGCUGUGUUGUAGACUGAAGCCGUCACCCUCCCCACAAAGCAAGAUCUGCCUCACCAUGGCUCGUCCAAGUUCAAAUAUGGCGGAUUUUCGGAAGUGUUUUGCAAAUGCGAAGCACAUAGCCAUCAUCUCGGGGGCCGGCGUUAGCGCGGAGAGUGGGGUUCCAACCUUCAGAGGAGCUGGAGGUUACUGGAGAAAAUGGCAAGCUCAGGACCUGGCGACUCCUCAGGCCUUUGCCCGGAACCCAUCACAGGUGUGGGAAUUCUACCACUACCGGAGGGAGGUCAUGCAGAGCAAGGAGCCCAACCCGGGGCACCUGGCCAUUGCCCAGUGCGAAGCCCGGCUACGUGACCAGGGCCGACGGGUUGUGGUCAUCACCCAGAACAUCGAUGAGCUGCACCGCAAGGCUGGCACCAAGAACCUGCUGGAAAUCCAUGGAACACUAUUUAAAACUCGGUGUACCUCAUGUGGUGCUGUUGCUGAGAACUACAAGAGUCCAAUUUGUCCAGCUUUAGCCGGAAAAGGGGCCCCAGAACCGGAAACUCAAGACGCCAGAAUCCCAGUCGACAAACUUCCCCGGUGCGAGGAGGCAGGAUGCGGGGGCUUGCUGCGACCUCACGUGGUGUGGUUCGGAGAAAACCUGGAUCCCGCCAUCUUGGACAAAGUGGACAAGGAGCUCACCCUCUGUGACCUGUGCCUAGUGGUGGGGACGUCCUCUGUGGUCUACCCAGCUGCCAUGUUUGCCCCUCAGGUGGCUUCCCGUGGUGUCCCAGUGGCCGAGUUUAACAUGGAAACCACCCCAGCCACCAACAUAUUCAGGUUCCAUUUUCAGGGACCCUGUGGGACAACGCUUCCUGAAGCCCUUGCUCCUCACGAAAGUGAAAGGAUUUCUUAAUUGUUCUGUAGAAACAUGAGAAGAUCGUGUAUCACGGAACCAGGGUACGAACAGGAGAAAUGGUUUUGUGGAUGGCGAGAUGCAAACUUCAGAAAAUCUGAAAAUAACCUCCAGGCCCCUAGCAGACAUUGUAAUGUGAUUGGUCUUCGAAAUACCAACAGCAAGUAUGUUUUAUCUGGAAGAGGCUGGUGAACUGUCAGGUUCUUCCAUAUUAUUAGGUUUGAAAUGAAAUAUGAGUAUUUUGAAUUUUGAUGUUCUUAGUUACUGGAAGAAAAUGAUUUUUAAUUAAAUUGUUUGAAAAGAAGGUAAUUGUCCUAAUUGUGUGUUGGGCAAAGAUAGAAAUAGAGAAUUAAAACACUAAAAUUUAA